AUGCUUUGUUUUGAUAAUAUCAAUUCCGGUACUGUAAAACCCGCAUUAGACAAAUAUGACGGAUUCCACAUCGAUUACGAGUAUAGAAACCCAGGACAAUAUUGCUCAGUAGAAUCGGAAGACGAAAACCAAGAGUCUGACACUGAAGAUUCAGCUUCUUUUGGAACGGACCGAACGGUGGAACGAAGUUGGGAAAAAGAAGCGUCCAGCCAAUCGCCGGCAAAGUCAUUCAGCUGGGAGAACUUCGAAGAAGACGUCAACAUCGAUUGGAGGCGCGAGAUGAAGAAAAAAUUUUCGACCGCAGUUGCAAAUUGGAGGGAUAGACGAACACCCCAUCAGUUCAUGGAUGCCGACUGCGACAUCUCUCCUGCCGAUCAUUUUCCUGUGAAGAGCGAAAAAGGAGGCGCCAGCCUUCAUGCCCUGACAAAGCAGUUCAAGCUCAUCAAGCUCUUCAAAAAAGGCUCGGCUGACGAUGAAAACCGAAUCGAUGUUUUGUUCGACAUUCUUCUUCAGGUAAAGGCGGAGGGCGAAGACGCGCUUGAACUCUACCGCGAUGAAGACGGCCGAUUCAAAGUCACAACGAAAAAGUGUGAUCGAAAACGAAAAAUGGAAUAUUCGGACAGUUCUUGUGACGAAGCCAAGGAAUCACCCGCCGAUGACAAUGCGAAAUACGAUGAUUACCAUUCGGAAGAUGACGAAGCCUGGUGA
Molecule: messenger RNA, 708 nt
Organism: Oikopleura dioica
Lineage: Eukaryota; Metazoa; Chordata; Appendicularia; Copelata; Oikopleuridae
Source: the annotation of a GenBank genome assembly